CAACUCCAUUUUCCCUCUGCCCUGUGGCGAGGCGCGAUUUUGGUUCACUCAUCAAGUUAGAGAAAAACAAAGAAGUUAACGCCUCAGUUGACUGCAGACGUGGCUCGGAUCACGGACUAGAUACUGGACAAGACUCGACGCGUUUUCACGUUUAAUAUCAUGGCGUCGUUUCGCGGUCUUCUUCUUUUCGUCCUGGUCGCGGCUCCUCUGACGGACGCCUCUCCUUCGUUCAUCCCUCCGACCUGUUACUCCAAAGUCCUGAGUAUGGCACGAGAGGCAACGCAAUGGGCUGCGUAUUUCAAGAACCACUACGAGACUAGUCAGUGUAUGGCUCACAUGCCUGACCUCCGCCUCGACGUCCACAACGCGUGUGUGAUGUACAAAAUGAGGACGUACAUCUCGCUGCUGGAGGGGGUCAGGGACAGACGCUGCGCCUACACUCGGGACGUCCGGAGGUUGGGAUACACCCUGAGACAGCUCUUCAUCAUCAUGUCGGAGAAGUGCCACGGGGACUUGGUGUUCACCAUUUACGACUGCGCGGCUCUGGAGAGACCUGGGUACUACUGAUCCCCGCCUCGUGAAGCGUCGUCUGUGGAGCGGCGUCUGUGGAGCGGCGUCUGUGGAGCGGCGUCUGUGGAGCGGCGUUUGUCGUUUGUUCUGACUGAAAACACACAUAAAAUGAACUGGUGUAAAGCUGCACAUUAAAA
Messenger RNA from Periophthalmus magnuspinnatus, 707 nucleotides. Its product is annotated as CYTL1 domain-containing protein. Lineage: Eukaryota; Metazoa; Chordata; Actinopteri; Gobiiformes; Gobiidae. The record is from RefSeq and is a predicted model, not a curated record. The transcript has 4 exons. Gene Ontology annotation, biological process: positive regulation of transcription by RNA polymerase II. The coding region runs from base 160 to 567 and encodes 135 amino acids.